AUGUUAAAAUUAACUACAAAUAUGCGUGUUCAACUGCAAAACGACUCAUCAGCUGAUAUAUUCUCACACCCAUUUCUGGAAAUUGCAUACAACGACCAAGGUAGCAGGAAGGUAGAUAACAUUCUAGAGGGCAAGACGGGCAUAGUUUGCAGCGGGAAGGGGAGAGAGGACAAACCAAGAAGCAAAGGCGAUAUACCAAGAAGCAAAGGCGAUAUACCAAGAAGCAAAGGCGAUAUACCAAGAAGCCAAGGGAGAUAUACCAAGAAGCAAGGGGGACAUACCAAGAAGCAACGGGAUAUACCAAGAAGCAAAGAAGCCAAGGGGGAUAUACCAAGAAGCAAGGGGGAUAUACCAAGAAGCAGCGGGGACAUACCAAGAAGCAAGGGGGACAUAUCAAUAAGCAAGGGUGACAUACCAAGAAGCAAGGGGGGACAUACCAAAAAGCAAGGGGGACAUACCAAGAAGCAAGGGGGAUAUACCAAGAAGCAAGGGGGAUAUACCAAGAAGCAAGGUGGAUAUACCAAGAAGCAAGGGGGAUAUACCAAGAAGCAAGGGGGAUAUACCAAGAAGCAAAGUGGAUAUACCAAGAAGCAAGGGGGACAUAACAAAAAGCAAGGGGAACAUUCCAAUAAGCAAGGGGGACAUACCAAGAAGCAAGGGGGAUAUACCAAGAAGCAAGGGGGAUAUACCAAGGAGCAAGGGGGAUAUACCAAGAAGCAAGGGGGACAUACCAAGACGGAAGGGGGAUAUACCAAGAAGCAAGGGGGAUAUACCAAGAAGCAAGGGGGAUAUACCAAGAAGCAAAAGCAAGGGGAACAUUCCAAUAAGCAAGGGGGACAUACCAAGAAGCAAGGGGGAUAUACCAAGAAGCAAGGGGGAUAUACCAAGGAGCAAGGGGGAUAUACCAAGAAGCAAGGGGGACAUACCAAGACGGAAGGGGGAUAUACCAAGAAGCAAGGGGGAUAUACCAAGAAGCAAGGGGGAUAUACCAAGAAGCAAAGUGGAUAUACCAAGAAGCAAGGGGGACAUAACAAGAAGCAAGGGGAACAUUCCAAUAAGCAAGGGGGACAUACCAAGAAGCAAGGGGGAUAUACCAAGAAGCAAGGGGGAUAUACCAAGGAGCAAGGGGGAUAUACCAAGAAGCAAGGGGGACAUACCAAGAAGCAAGGGGGACAUACCAAGAAGCAAGGGGGACAUACCAAGAAGCAAGGGGGACAUACCAAGAAGCAAGGGGGACAUACCAAGAAGCAAGGGGGACAUACCAAGAAGCAAGGGGGACAUACCAAGAAGCAAGGGGGACAUACCAAGAAGCAAGGGGGACAUACCAAGUAG
Procambarus clarkii (red swamp crayfish) is the source of this 1332-nucleotide messenger RNA. NCBI's taxonomy places the organism in Eukaryota, Metazoa, Arthropoda, Malacostraca, Decapoda, Cambaridae. The record is from RefSeq and is a predicted model, not a curated record.